Messenger RNA from Meleagris gallopavo (turkey), 531 nucleotides. NCBI's taxonomy places the organism in Eukaryota, Metazoa, Chordata, Aves, Galliformes, Phasianidae. The record is from RefSeq and is a predicted model, not a curated record.
GUGUGCGUGUGUGUGCAUGGCAGUGUCUGGAAGACAUCACUAUCUGAGAAAAUACUCUGAUGAGAUUAGUAUUGUUAGCCUAUUGUUUUCUCUGUGGUUAGGUAUUCUUUGAAAGUAUUGGAAAAAAGUCCAGCAAGAGGGAAAGCGGAUUCACUUGUUACUUAUUUUAGUUCUGCCUAUGUGAAGUUUGAAAGCAUGACCCUUUUAAACAGUCUCACAGGAAGAACAUUUCUCUUUGCCUCUUGUUAUUGCUUCCUCAGAGUCGGAUCAUGGAGCUGGAAGGCAAGGUCCGCAGGGCAGCAGCAGAGAGAGGCGCCGUGGAGCUCAAGAAGAAUGAAUUCCAGGGAGAGCUGCAGAAGCAGCGAGAGCAAAUUGAUAAAAUACAGUCCUUGCAUAGCUUCCAGAUGGAAAAUGCCAACAGAGUACAUUGGGAAGAGAAGGCAGUGCUGAUAAAUAACAUCACAACAAACGAACGAUUGAUCCAGAGUCUACAAGGUAGGACAUAAUACCUCCCUGUAUUGCUUUUUUCUU